Molecule: messenger RNA, 1241 nt
Organism: Chanos chanos (milkfish)
Lineage: Eukaryota; Metazoa; Chordata; Actinopteri; Gonorynchiformes; Chanidae
Gene: mul2
Product: mitochondrial E3 ubiquitin protein ligase 2
Exons: 5
Coding region: 64-1098 (344 amino acids)
Biological process (GO): protein ubiquitination; organelle organization
Molecular function (GO): ubiquitin-protein transferase activity
Source: RefSeq, a predicted model, not a curated record
CGGAGAUGAUAGCGAAACAGCUGCAAUCCGUGUUUAAUUAACCUCGCGCUCAGGUGGUGAAGAAUGGAGGAGUUUCCGUUAAGGACGUUAGAGGUGGUGUGUCUUGGCUCCAGUAUCGCGCUGUCAGGAAUCUUUUUGUACAUCUACAAGAAAAAACGGAAAACGGUGGAUAAACUCAACGAAGCCCCUCAGCUGCCGUUAAACGAGAAACUUGCAGACAUUUUGAACACUACACCUGGGAAGUGUCUUCAGUAUGUUGUCAUUGAAGGGGUUGUGCAGCCUGCCGGGGAACCACUCAGGAGUCAGUUUCAGGAGGGCAGCGUUGGCGUCAUUCAGAGGCUGGUCCUCCGAGAGCAUAAACUGGUUUGGAAUGCUCUUGCCCGAACCUGGACAGACAGCGAGAGGGUUCUACAUCAGCGGGUUAACUCUGUACCCUUCAGUCUGGUGGGGGCGGACCGAGCCGCGGUCCGUGUUCUGUGUCCACUGGAGGCCACGGGUCCAGAGAUGGAGAUCAUCCAUGAGAAGUUCCACCAGGCCAGCUUUGGCUUCACCGACAUCAUAGGCCAGUACCUGAGCGGCGAGAAGCCCAAAGGCCAACUGGAAACUGAGGAGAUGCUCAAGGUGGGCGCCACGGUAACGGCCGUGGGCGAGCUCAUCCUGGAUACGGACCGCGCGCUCAAGCUGCGGCCGCCCACCGACGGCUCCGAGUACUUCCUGUGCACCUCCGACCUGGAGACCCUGAAACUGGAGCAGGAGGGGCAGGCCAUGGUGUGGCAGGUGCUGGCGGGAGUGUUUGCGCUAGCGGGCGUGGCCGUGCUGCUGUGGGCGGGGCGUCGGUAUUACCGCGGCCUGCAGGAGAAGUGGAACAGAGAGAGGGUGAGGAGGGAGUUUGAGCGGCUUGGUUCGGCCGUGGCGUCGGAAGACGGGGAGGAUUUGGAGAACGUGUGUGUGAUCUGUUUGACUAACCCCAGAGGGUGUGUGCUGUUGGACUGUGGACAUGUCUGCUGCUGUUUCAGCUGUUACCAGGCUCUACCACAACCAACAUGCCCCAUAUGCAGACAGGCAAUAAAGAGAGUCGUUCCUCUGUACCAGGCCUGAGAGCAGGGCACACACACACGCACACACACACGGAUAUACCCACAGAGAGAUAAAUAAAAAUGUACAGGGGUGAUACCUUAAUAACAAUUAAAAAGCAAGGACAGAAAUGACCUUAAAAACAAAAACACACAUUCUCACACACA